GGCUGGUUGAGGAGGACUGCCGUAAAGCGGUGUGUUUUGGAGCACGGAGGAGGUCAUUGGAAAGUGAGGAGCUCACCAGGAGUGGACGGCUGUCGGUAGUAGCGUGUGGCAAAUGCCGCUGAGAGUGUGACACGUAAUUCAGUAGACCCGUGUAGUGUUUUAACGGCUGCGAGAUGCUUCGUGUGGUUUUGCGGCUCAGGUCGUCCUCCGGCCUCUCCUGUCCGCGCGCCCUCCCUGGCGGGCCCGGCUCCUCCGCGCUGGGGUCGCGCUCCCUGCGGCGGCUUCAUCACGGAGCGGCGUCCCGGGCCGUGUGCUCUGGAGCUGGCUUCGCUCAUAGAGUGACCUUCCUGCGGUGUCCCCAGCGUUCCCAGGGCCGUCACAGCGCGCGCUUCUACUGCCUGCCUCCCCACCAGAAGGUGCAGCUUCCUGCGCUGUCACCCACCAUGCAGACAGGAACAAUUGCUCGCUGGGAGAAGAAAGAGGGAGAGAAAAUCAGCGAGGGAGACCUGAUAGCUGAGGUGGAGACUGACAAGGCCACUGUAGGUUUUGAGAUGUUGGAAGAGUGCUACUUGGCUAAGAUUCUUGUUCCUGAGGGAACCAGAGAUGUCGGUGUCGGAUCAGUAAUCUGCAUCACUGUUGACAAUCCUGAACUCAUCCCAGCAUUUAAGGACGUAACAUUGGAUUCAGUUAAAGCUGAUACUACUCCAUCAUCAACUGCUUCUGCACCUCCUCCUCCCCCUCCCCCUGCUGCUGCUCCUCCUCCUCCUCCCCCUGCAGCAUUGGGUAGCUCCUAUCCAACACAUCUGAAGAUCACACUUCCGGCCUUGUCUCCUACCAUGACCAUGGGCACAGUGCAACGCUGGGAGAAAAAAGUUGGAGAGAAGUUGAGUGAAGGAGAUUUGCUGGCUGAGAUUGAGACUGACAAGGCAACAAUUGGCUUUGAAGUGCAGGAAGAAGGAUACUUGGCAAAGAUCCUGGUGCCAGAGGGUACACGGGACGUUCCACUGGGGACACCACUCUGCAUUAUUGUGGAGAAGGAAAGUGACAUCAGUGCCUUUAAGGAUUAUGUGGAGACAGGAGUGGCAGAGGUGACCAUGCCCCCACCAGCACCGACUGCAGCACCAGCUCCAACAGUACCCAGUCCUACUCCUGCUCCGGCAUCUGCUGCCCCAGCAACGCCCAGGCAGGGGCGCGUGUUUGCCAGCCCGCUUGCCAAAAAGCUUGCUGCUGAGAAAGGAAUUGACCUGACACAGGUCAGCGGCUCUGGUCCUGAUGGGCGUGUCACCAGGAAAGAUAUUGAGAGCUUUGUUCCUAAAGCAGCACCUGCUGUACCUGCUGCUGCUGCAGUCUCUGCUCCAGCUGCUCGCGCAGCUCCUGCUGCACCAGCUGGGACAUUCACUGACAUCCCAAUUAACAACAUUCGCAAGGUCAUUGCUCAGAGAUUGAUGCAGUCAAAGCAAACCAUCCCACACUAUUAUCUCUCUGUAGAUGUCAACAUGGACCAAGUGCUAGAGCUUCGCAAAGAACUUAAUGCUGAGGUGAAAGCCCAGAAUAUAAAGCUGAGUGUGAAUGACUUCAUCAUCAAAGCCAGCGCUUUGGCCUGUCUCAAGGUUCCUGAGUGCAACUCCUCCUGGAUGGAUACUGUAAUCCGUCAAAAUCACGUGGUGGAUGUGAACGUAGCAGUGAGCACGCCCAGUGGUCUCAUCACACCCAUAGUGUUUAAUGCUCACACAAAAGGACUGGCUGCCAUUUGCUCUGAUGUGUCAGUGCUCGCCGCCAAAGCGAGAGAAGGCAAAUUGCAGCCACAUGAGUUUCAGGGAGGUACAUUCACGAUCUCUAAUCUAGGAAUGUUUGGAAUCAAGAACUUUUCAGCGAUAAUCAACCCUCCUCAGGCCUGUAUCCUCGCUGUCGGCGCUUCAGAGAAACGGCUGCUACCUGCUGAUAAUGAAAAGGGGUUUGACGUAGCCAGUAUGAUGUCGGUGACGCUCAGCUGUGACCACCGGGUAGUGGACGGGGCGGUCGGCGCGCAGUGGCUCGCAGAGUUCCGCAAGUUCCUGGAGAAACCUGUCACGAUGCUCUUGUGAUUGGACAAUAGUGCUUCAUACUGCAGGCCACAGCCUGAGGCCUCUCACUGAAGUGAUCCAAUUGGUGGAAACUGGUCCCGAUCCUCCUGUGAUUGGCGGGUCUCACUGAAGGGGAAGAGGGAGAACUCACUCCGCUUGACCUUUCUGUCUCAUGGUUUCUCUUUACUGUCCUUCUCUCCUCUUGGUUUUAUUUUAUUUAUUGGUGCCUCGGCUCACAAGACCAGAAUUAGGUCAGAUUUGUCCUAGAAUAGAGUGGCCAAAUUUCACUAAAACAUUUUAUACAAAUGGAAGUGUAACAUUAUGUUCUCAAACUAGCAGCUUUAUCCAGAAACGUGCAGGUCUGUUCACGUUUUACCUGUAAUUUUUGUUUGAAUUACAUAAACUUGACAGGAAUCUCUUUGUAGCUUCCAGUCAUUUAGGUGAAGAGUUUUGGGUUUUUGUAUUGUGGCUGAAAGAACAUCUGCAGACAGAAAGACGAAUCUCAGCUUUGAAGUAUUGAAAAGAAUAACCCUGGGUACCUCCAGGUGUUAUUUGUUUUUCUUCAAUACUUAAGUGUGUGAGUUGAACAUAGUACUGUACAGAUGAAGGUGAGCUGGCAGCUUCACCUUUGAUAAUAUAAAGUGGUCCAGAACAAAAUUGAAGCUGUUACAGAAGAUGCUGAACAGUCUCACCAAUUCUCUCUCUUCAUCAGAUGUUUCUCUUCUGGACUGAGUUAUCACAUAUAAAAUAUUCUGUCUCUCAUCUCUCAAAUGCACAACCCUGGUGCUGGAUUUGACUUAAUUGAAUAAAGUGGGAAAAGUUAACUUUGUGCCAAAGAC
Thalassophryne amazonica is the source of this 2902-nucleotide messenger RNA. It is a transcript of the gene dlat, whose product is annotated as dihydrolipoamide S-acetyltransferase (E2 component of pyruvate dehydrogenase complex). The transcript has 14 exons. The record is from RefSeq and is a predicted model, not a curated record. Gene Ontology annotation, cellular component: pyruvate dehydrogenase complex. Lineage: Eukaryota; Metazoa; Chordata; Actinopteri; Batrachoidiformes; Batrachoididae. The coding region runs from base 174 to 2084 and encodes 636 amino acids. Gene Ontology annotation, biological process: pyruvate decarboxylation to acetyl-CoA. Gene Ontology annotation, molecular function: dihydrolipoyllysine-residue acetyltransferase activity.